Agelaius phoeniceus (red-winged blackbird) is the source of this 851-nucleotide messenger RNA. The record is from RefSeq and is a predicted model, not a curated record. Lineage: Eukaryota; Metazoa; Chordata; Aves; Passeriformes; Icteridae.
AUGGAGCCGGGGCUGAGCCCCGGGGCUGCCGGACUGAGGCGAGGCCGAGCGGGGCCGGACGCCCGCAGCCCCCCCAAACUCUGUGCCUUAUGCCCACAAUUUCCCACCCAGCCCCAGAACCGCCCCCAGUACCACAACCACCCCAGCUGCCCCCAGCCACACAACUGUGCCCCAGCCCCACAGUUGCCCCUCCAGACCCAGCCGGGGGCGGGGCAUGCAGCGGGAGCGGUGGCGCGCGCCAUGGGGCAGGAGGAGCCCGACCUGUACCGGGACACGUGGGUCCGAUACCUGGGUUAUGCCAACGAGGUGGGCGAGUCCUUCCGCCCACUGGUGCCAGUGCCGGUGGUGUGGGCCAGCUACGGCGUGGCCACCGCCUACGUGACCGCCGAUGCCAUCGACAAGGGUCGCAAAGCUGCCGCCGCCCACCCGCAGGACCCCACGCGCGUGGGGGUGGCCGUGGUGGACACCUUCGUGUGGCAGAGCCUGGCCUCGGUGGCCAUCCCCGGCUUCACCAUCAACCGGCUCUGCGCCGCCUCGCUGGCCCUGCUGGGGGCCCUGACCCGCUGGCCCCUGCCCGUGCGCCGCUGGACCACCACGGCCCUGGGGCUGGCUGCCAUCCCCCUCAUCAUCACCCCCAUCGACAGGACUGUGGAUUUCCUGAUGGAUUCCAGCCUCCGCAAGCUUUACAGGGCACCAGGAGAGCCCCCGACGUCCCACUGAGCACCACCCCACACACUCUGGGGAAACUGAGGCAUGCUGCUGUGACCCACCUACUGUGACCCCUCACUCUGGUGACCCCCAGAGUGGCCACCCUGCCCCACACUGGUCCUAAUAAACUAUUUCAAACAUGA